AUGGCCGAAACUAUAGAAAAUAAAAAGGAAAUUAUUAGAUGUUCGAUUAAUCUUAUAUGGGAAGCUACUAAAGGAGGAGUUAGGGAAAUUGUUUUCAAUGAUGCCUCGUGCUUAGCAACCAUUUUCUUAACUAAUGGCACUAAGGAUACUGAAAAUUUGGACACAUCUGGAGUGGUUCUAAUUUCUGAAGAAAUUUAUUGGAAAAUAAACAAUGAUCUAGCCAAUAUAAAGGGGAAAGAAUCUAUUACUAUUGAAGAUGAUCCAGACAGCGAUAGACUAUCGGAAGUCAAUGUUGACGCUCAAACAAGUGAAAAUGAUACAUUAAAUUUGAAAGAAAACCAACAGGCUAAAGAGAAUAAUAGUAAUGACUUUGAAAAUAACGAGGAAAUAAAUAAACUAUUACCUGAUUCGCAAACUGCUAGCACCAAUGAUCAAUUUUCAAUUGGCAAUAUGAACCAGCCUAAUAAUGAACACAUUAAUGACAAUCGACAAACUGAAAAUAUCAGAGAGACGGAAGAAUCUAUAUCCAAUGACCAACAAUCAAUCAAUGUUAUUUCUGGAAUGCUUGAACAAACGAACCUAGCAAACAAUAGUACACAAGCCAAUGAUAUUGGAUCUAUUCAAGAUAACGAUAAUGAAGAAGACUUGGAUGUAAGUAAUUACGAUUCACCAAGAUGGUCAGAAUGUGAAGAUUGCUAUGGAAAUAAAAAGGAAAUGUGCGCAUAUUGUGGUUGUUCUGUAUGCUCAUGGAAAGGCGACAGAGGUCACAUCCUCUUGUGUGAUGAUGAAAUUGAUAAUCGAAGUGCAAAAAAAAACAAAAGAUUGAAAUCAAAAAGUGUUAAAAAAUAUAAGGCACAGCAGGAUAUUUCAGAUUCUAACGAUGAAGAUAGUCAAAAUAUAAGGAAAUCUUCAAAGAAAAAGACAACGAAUUGCAAUAAGAAAUGCGAGGCUUCAUCGAAUCCUUUAGAAAAAUCAACAUCGCAUAAUGAUAGUUCUAUCGAUGAUUCUAUUGAAGAUAUUCCUGUUGUUGUUAUAGAAGAGGAUGAACAUUUUAGUAAUAGACAGCAAAUAGAUGAAACAGAGAAUGUGCCAGUAACCCAAUCAGACACAAAUAAGGAAUCAUUCACACAACUCAAUAGUUCUCGAAGUUCAACCUCUCUCCACUCAGUAAAUCAAGUUGAAGGUUUAAUUGAUGAAAUUGAAGAUAAUACUUUCGAUAAAGAUAGUCAAUCUUUACAACUUGAUCAGCAGAAUAAAAUAAAAAGUCGCACCGAUAUCCAAAUUAAUGGAGAUCCAAAACCAAUAAUUAUUCAAAAUAAUAUACCAAAUGAAGGAGAUGAUAUCGAAAGUCAGAUUAAAAUUAUUUGGAAAAAAAUCUCAAAUAACGAAAAUGAUUUUCAAUUUUCGAGAGUUUUAUACAUCCAUACUCUUUGCGAAUUAGUGCAUAUCUCUUUUAAGCUAACAAAAAGAAUAAAAGAACUAAAAAACUCUGAUCAAUUUUUUAUUCCCGGAUUUAUCACUGUAGUUGAUCAAGUGACUGGAGAAAAGAGACAAGAAAUAAACCCAGAAGCAAAUAACUAG
Molecule: messenger RNA, 1581 nt
Organism: Dentiscutata heterogama
Lineage: Eukaryota; Fungi; Glomeromycota; Glomeromycetes; Diversisporales; Gigasporaceae
Source: the annotation of a GenBank genome assembly